AUGCUCAAUUUUUCCGGCUGUGGUCUUCUCUUUAGCUUCGGAAUCUAUCAGUCUCUGUACGAAGAAAUGUCGCAAAAAGAAGAAAAUCCUUUCACCGGAGCGUCGUCUGCCGAGAUUGCUUUGAUUGGCAGUAUAGCCGCCGCCAUGAUGAAACUGGGGGCACCUUACAUCGUGGCAUGGACAAAAUACUACAGCCCGCAACCGGUGGUUUGUUCAGGUGGUCUGCUGUUUGGCGUUGCAAGCGUGCUUGCCAGCUUCGGGAAAGCUUUGUGGCAUUUUCAGCUCACACAGGGUUUUUUGAUAGGCAUUGCCACUUGCCUCUCCUUUAUGCCCUCGAUGACGGUCCCGCCUUCUUGGUUUGGAAGGUACAGAGGCGCUAACAUGGGGAUUAUUUCAGCUGGGACUGGCAUUGGUGGACUGGUAUGGUCUCCCAUUCUCACGGCAUCUAUCCGGAGUAUAGGGUUUCGAAAUACACUUCGCCUUACAGGCUGCAUCUGUACCGUCCUCAUUUGUGCAUCAGGUGCCGUUUUGACUUGGGAACCGAAAAUGGCCACACGUCUACAUGAAGAGAACAUGAAACUUUCUCGGGUUUCAGGGCUUAUGAAGGUUCCACUUCCCUCCCGCAACAUCGUCAGGACACGCAAAUUCUUCGCGCAAUGUCUCAAUGCUAUAUUCCAGAGCGCAGCUUAUUACACACCUAUCUUUUAUAUUGCAGCGUAUGCCAAAACUCUUGGCUAUAGCGAGCAGGAGGGCUCGAAUUUCACCUCGCUGAGCAAUGCUUGUAACGCUAUCGGCAAAAUUGGGGUCGGUUUUAUGGCAGAUAAAUUUGGGCGGCUUGAUUCGUUUUUUUUCACGACUCUUCUUAGCUCUGUGUCAACAGCAGGGCUCUGGGUCCCCAGCACGGUAAUUGGGGGGUCCGAUAGGUCGGCUGGAAAAGGUCUAUUCAUCGGCUUCACAAUGAUCUAUGGACUAUUUGCAAGCGCAUACAUUGGGUUAUUCUCGCCUGCACUGGUCGAGAUAUUUGGAAUGGAGAAUUUGCCACGUAUAACGGGAAUAAUGUACAUGCUCCAAGGCGCUGCCGGCUUUGUUGGAACGCCUGUGGCGGGUGUUUUGGUCAAGUCUCUGGGAGAGAGCGUGACGCCUGAAAAUUACUUGCAUAUGGCCAUUUUCGUGGGGGCUUUGAUGGUUGCAUCAACCCUGGCAGUGUUUUGGGCACGGAUGGAGGUUAUGAUGGAGCGCACAAAGGGAAAGUGGAAAUGGCAGUGGAAGCUGUAG
Molecule: messenger RNA, 1275 nt
Organism: Lachancea sp. 'fantastica'
Lineage: Eukaryota; Fungi; Ascomycota; Saccharomycetes; Saccharomycetales; Saccharomycetaceae
Source: the annotation of a GenBank genome assembly